AUGCUGUCGAACUGUACACAGCUGAGUGAACGACGCCUUGAAAGAGCCAAAAAAGACGCCGCUGUACAUAGAGAAACAAUAAUGCAGAUGAAAGCAGAUUUGGAGUUCAUUUUCAAAAAAAUUCGGCUUUUCAAAAACGCCUUAUCAACAACGUACCCACAAGUUUACAGUGAAGUCGAACAACAGUGCAAAUCCAAACUUACAGAGGAAAAAGAUGACGAAUAA
Molecule: messenger RNA, 225 nt
Organism: Strongylus vulgaris
Lineage: Eukaryota; Metazoa; Nematoda; Chromadorea; Rhabditida; Strongylidae
Source: the annotation of a GenBank genome assembly